AUGCAAGUUUCUUGUUCCGCUCACGGCUGUACAAAUCGAAGGCAACGUGAAAGCAAUAUUCAUUUUUUUUCUUUUAUUUUAAAAAAUGCCGAGAGAAACCAAUUAUGGAUAAAUGCUGCUGUGCGUAAAGGAUUUAUUCCAACAAAAAAUAGUGCAAUUUGCAGCGCAUAUCUUAUAGCAUCUGAUUCAAAAUCAAUCUAG
Melanaphis sacchari is the source of this 201-nucleotide messenger RNA. RefSeq names its product THAP domain-containing protein 1-like. The coding region runs from base 1 to 201 and encodes 66 amino acids. The transcript is spliced from 2 exons. The record is from RefSeq and is a predicted model, not a curated record. NCBI's taxonomy places the organism in Eukaryota, Metazoa, Arthropoda, Insecta, Hemiptera, Aphididae.